AUGUUCGCGGCAGCUGCAAAGAACUACACCAGGACGACGAGUAACAAUGUUCAAUCGCUAGCCGCUUCCUUCGGUGCUCCUAAUUUCUUCUGUGGUCUCGACAAGUUCUGCAAUGCUGGCCAACCAUGCUUGCCCAUUCAACCACCUGCUUGGUGUGCUGCGCUGGCUAUUCAGAACUAUAACAAUUAUAUGAACAGCCUCAAUACCGCUGUUACAUUUGCCUCGUCAAUUAUCUCUUUGAAAUUGGGAGAGGUUGUUGCAGAUGUAUAUCCAGAUCCUAAAGAUGACAUCACGCCUUUGAAGAACAUUGGGUCCAUGGUCAGCAGUGUCCUGGACGUAAUUUCGUUCACUGGUGCUGUUGCUUCAACUGUAACUGCUGUCAACGGAGGGCUGGGAUUUGCCUUGAGGCGUGCUACACCACCUACCCCACCAGAUAGGUUCGUUGCGUGGACCAAUCUCGGGCAAACAAUGAGCGAUGUCCUGAGCGAUUUCCAACGCUUCAUUUCAGAUUCCUUGGACAGAUCUCUCAACGCAGUGGUUGAUGAUCCGACGGACGGAAUCAAUGAACUUAUUAAGGGGGGUGGAUUUCUAGGUGUGAGCGAAAACUUCACACAAAGCGAUCUCCAGACUAUCGUCACUGAGUCAAUCACCCGCCAUGCAAUUGGCCUCGCCCUACAAGCGCAGAAUAUCUACAUAUCCCAUUCCCGCAAGUCUACAGGCUGCAAAGAGACAAUUUCAAGGCUGUGCGUAAACAAAGGAGAUGGCUCUUUCACAUCACGCAUUUUGACACAAGCGGGCAAGCGUGAGAACUCGUUGAACAAGGAUGAUCUCGCCGAGAUUUUGAUAUCAAAAUAUGGCUCUACUAAGGAGGAAAUUCUUAAAGGCCCAACUGACUGCUUUGUUGCGAACAAUGAGCAGCAGUUGGUCAACCCAUUUGAGAAGGGUUUUCCGACCGACCCGAAAGCGCCUUGCGUUUUCAACGUGCUCACAUGCAAUUUUGACACGCCUGGGGGGGGGGAAGGCGACGUCGAUAGGUGCCGCAAUCUAGGACUGGAUAUUUGA
This is a messenger RNA of Bipolaris zeicola 26-R-13, 1062 nucleotides long. RefSeq lists its product as uncharacterized. The record is from RefSeq and is a predicted model, not a curated record. The transcript is spliced from 3 exons. NCBI's taxonomy places the organism in Eukaryota, Fungi, Ascomycota, Dothideomycetes, Pleosporales, Pleosporaceae. Bases 1 to 1062 code for a protein of 353 amino acids.